AUGGGCAAGGCUAAAGCCCCUAAGCGGAACGCCGCCUCUUCCUCCUCGGGUCCCUACUCUCGACCCUCCCAGAAGACCAACAAUGUGUUCAAGUUUAACACAAACGUCGGUCAACAUAUCUUGAAGAACCCUGGUGUUGCGGACGCGAUCGUACAUAAAGCCGAGCUCAAGCCGACGGAUACCGUUCUGGAAAUUGGUCCCGGAACCGGUAACCUGACGGUGCGGAUAUUGGAAAAGUCAAAGAAGCUCAUUGCGAUCGAGUUCGAUCCUCGAAUGGCAGCCGAAGUCACAAAGCGUGUGCAAGGAACACCCGAGCAGCGCAAGCUCGAAGUUAUGCUUGGAGACGCCAUCAAGGUCGACUGGGUGCCUUUUGAUGUGCUCAUUUCCAACACGCCCUACCAGAUUUCCUCGCCCCUGGUGUUCAAGAUGCUUGCCAUGCCUAAGCCACCGCGGCAAGCGAUUCUCAUGUUCCAGCUUGAAUUCGGUCAAAGACUCGUAGCCAAGCCCGGAGACAAGCUUUACGGCAGAUUGAGUGUCAACGCCAACUUCUGGGCGACGUGCUCCAAUGUGAUGAAGGUUUCCAAGGCCAACUUCAGGCCGCCGCCACAAGUCGACUCUUGUGUUGUGCGCAUCGUGCCCAAGCAGGGUGCCGAGCGUCCCACCAUCGCCUUCGAGGAGUUUGACGGUCUUCUCCGUGUUAAAAAUCAGCUGGCUUGGUACAAAGGAAGUCCUUCAGAUGCUCGAGAAGGUAAUCACCGAAACCCUCUGCUUGGCAAAAAGUCGGAUUGCUCACAAAAUCCACAGAACUACCGUACGUGGGCAGCCAUGAACAACGUACCUCUUGACGACUCCCUUGUUGAGGACGACGAAGACGACGCCAUGGAGAUGGACGACGACGCGGACGCCGGUGCAGAGGAGGACGACGUCGAGCCCAUGGAUGACGACACGCCCGAAUUCUUCAAGGAGCUCAGCGCCGCCGCCGGCAAGGCGCCCGAGAAGACCAAGAGCAAGCGCAAGAAGACAAAGGUUGCCGCGCUCGUCCGGAGCAAGAUUGAGCGCGCGCUUGAGAGCACCGACCUGUUGGAGAAGCGCGCCCGCUCGUGUGAUGAGACGGACUUUUUGAAGCUGCUGUCCGCCCUCAACUCGGAGGGCAUUCACUUUGCUUGA
Molecule: messenger RNA, 1167 nt
Organism: Colletotrichum spaethianum
Lineage: Eukaryota; Fungi; Ascomycota; Sordariomycetes; Glomerellales; Glomerellaceae
Product: dimethyladenosine transferase
Exons: 8
Coding region: 1-1167 (388 amino acids)
Biological process (GO): rRNA methylation
Cellular component (GO): mitochondrial matrix
Molecular function (GO): rRNA (adenine-N6,N6-)-dimethyltransferase activity
Source: RefSeq, a predicted model, not a curated record